CUUUCUUGAACCCAGACGCCCAUGUUUAAAAGAUGUGUUGGUCGCAGACGCCGCCCGAUUACUUUCGACUGCUAGGAACGGGUUGCUGCGUCGUCGUCUGGUGACACGCCUGCUUGCCUUGAAGCUUUUUCAAAUACUGCAAUUACGAAGAACGUAUAUUGUAUAGUUGGCUGUCAAGCACGCGAAAAAAACGACGACCUCGACACGUCUCGACCGGAACGCGAAUCGUCCAACCCCUUUGACGAGCUUGUCCCAUUGUCCUUUACGGCCUCCAGGGGGGGAAGCUCCAGCCACCGUGCCAUGUCAACAAGCGGCGCCAUGUCCGCGCCGGCGGAUCAAGGGGUCGACGAGUCUGAGAUACCGGGCACUGUUCAUCUCGUCGACCUCAACCACAGCGCGGCAACGUUGCACGACAGGACGAGAGAGGACAUCAUUCUCAUUCCGACGCCUUCGGCAGACGUCAAUGACCCGCUCAAUUGGUCGUGGCGGCGAAAACGGCUGCACUUGUGCUGCCUGUUGGUGUUCACCAUGUUCAACGGCUUGACGCUGGCCGUGGUCUAUUCCGUCCUCGUACCCCUGUCCGACGCCCUCGACGUUCCGAUCGGUGGGCUCGUCGCAGGGGCGGGCUACAUGUUCCUGCUGCUGGGCUGGGGACUGCUGUUCUGGCAGCCCUUUGCCCUGCAAUAUGGCAAACGACUAACCUACCUCCUCUCUAUGCUUGGCUGCGCGGCCAUAUCCAUGUGGAGUCCCCACGCCAGGGGCACCGGACAAUGGAUAGCACGAAACAUCGUCAUGGGGUUCGUCGCGGCCCCCGUCGAGGCCCUCCCGGCCGCGUCCAUCACCGACAUAUGCUUCACGCACGAGCGCGGGGCCUUCAUGGGCUGGUACUCGUGGGCGCUGGCCUCGUCCAACUACGUGGCCCCCAUCAUCGCCGGGUUCAUCAACGACGGCCUGGGGUACCAGUGGCCGUUUUACAUUGUGGGCAUCUUCGCCGGCGCCAGCCUCUUGUUCCUCUUCUUCUUCCUCGAAGAGUCCAACUACGACCGCAAGAGCGUCGGCGUCGUCUAUAACAAGGACCCGGCUGCGACGACGACGACGACGACGACCAAGGAGAAGCAGCCGGCCGGCGAGGAAGAGACGAAGGGCGCUGACGAGCCGCGCCCACCCCACGUCACCGACGUCGAGUCCAGAGUCGACAGCAACAAGGUUCCACGCACGAACAGCUCCCCCGUGGGUCUCAAGGGCAUCGAGAAGUCCUUCUGGCAGAAGCUGAGUCUCAUCGACACCCCGCGUCGCUUCAUGAUGCUCUCGCGCGCCUGGCAGGUGCUCAAGCUGCUUUCGUGGCCCGUAGUGGCCUACUCCGGCUUUUCGUACGGGUGCUACCUGGUCUGGUUCAACAUUCUGGUGGCGACCAACUCGGUCAUCUUGAGCGGCGCGCCGUACCACUUUGCGCCGAGCGUGGUGGGACUCACGUACAUUGCUUGCAUGAUAGGGGCCGUUAUCGGAGCUGCAUAUAGCGGCCCGGUGUCGGACUGGUUCGUGAUCCGCAUGGCUCGACGCAACAACGGCGUGUUCGAACCCGAGCAGCGCCUCUGGCUCUUCACGGUGACGACCAUUCUCGUCCCUGCUUCGCUGCUUCUCUGGGGCGUCGGCGCCGCUCACCAAAUCCACUGGUUCGCCCUCGUCUUCGCCAUGGUCGUGCUGUCCGCGUGCUGCGCGUCGGGCAUCACGCUGUCGUUCAGCUACCUGAUCGAUUCGUUCCGCGACAUUGCGGGCGACGGCCUGGGGACGUGCAUCAUCAUCCGCAACACCAUGGGGUUCGCCAUCGGGUACGGCAUCACGCCGUGGGUCGACUCGCUGGGCCUGCAGAACUGCUUCAUCAGCGUCGCCGCCGUGUCGCUGGCCAUAUGCGCCGUCUACCUGCCCGUCAUCUUCUUCGGCAAGAGGCUACGCGCCGUGAAUCGCGUCGGCUACUGGCAAGAGGCCAAGACGCGGCUGGAGGCCGGGACCAUCUGAGAGACAACCGGCGGGGGGUUUUCUCCAUUCUGUGCAAGGAAGCACGAAAGCAUGUAUUAGUUGUAAUGCAUGCAGAUGCAGAUUCCAGCCCAGGUGUUUUCGUGAACCCCCGUUCGUCUUGUUUACUCAGCUGGCGGUUCACAGCGUUGCCGCGCCCGCAUUUCAGGUGUCACCGUAUAUACGUUGCCAGCCCCGUUCGUCCCCGGCAUUCACGCUGGUGCGACCUGGCUGACAGCUGAGACGAUAAUGGGAGACAUCAACGCCGCUCCGACUGGGCCCUGCUCUUCCGCCAUCUGCUGAAGCAUUUCCCCAUUGCUCGCCGUGCGUGCCCGUAGCUAUAUGUGGACGUCAUUAUUAGCGGGCAGCUCUAGGAUACCCACUUGGAAAACGAGAAGACGAGG
This is a messenger RNA of Purpureocillium takamizusanense, 2417 nucleotides long. Its product is annotated as Non-specific serine/threonine protein kinase. The transcript is spliced from 6 exons. Gene Ontology annotation, molecular function: transmembrane transporter activity. Bases 301 to 2016 code for a protein of 571 amino acids. Gene Ontology annotation, biological process: transmembrane transport. NCBI's taxonomy places the organism in Eukaryota, Fungi, Ascomycota, Sordariomycetes, Hypocreales, Ophiocordycipitaceae. The record is from RefSeq and is a predicted model, not a curated record.